AUGACCAUGGAUGCGCGGUCUCUGGCGGUGCAGCUCGUGCUGAGCCCAACGCAUCGAGUUGGCGAGAAGUGCGGCUUCAGGAUCUUCCCCGGCUCUGCGUCGUCCUGCUUCAAGAUGAUGAUGCACUUGGUGCACCCGGACAAGUGCACGGACCCCCGCGCUGGAGAGGCCUUCGGUGAGAUGCAGAGCAUGAAGAGCUUGGCGGUCGGCAGUGAUCCAGACGCUACUCGCCAGCGGCCCAUGACUGAGCUGGAGGGGCUUCUGCACUGCGCGCUGUGCAAGAUCCGAGAUCGGCUCCAGUGGCUCAACCUCAAUGAUGCCAACCUCGAGGAAGCUGAGUCGGUGCGGGAGCUCCAACGCGUCUUUGAAAGGAGGCUCUCAAAGGCUCUUGCGGAGGUUCAGGAGCAGACGGAGGAGCCGGCCGAAAAGCCGGCUGAGGCCCAGGAGGAGACGGAGGCCCAGGAGCAGACGGAGGCCCAGGAGGAGACGGAGGCCCAGGAGGAGACGGAGGCCCUGAGCCCCGAGGAGCCGGUUGAGGAGGAGCCGGCUGAGGCCCAGGAGGAGACGGAGGCCCAUGGCCCGGUAGGAGCCGGCCGAGGAGCCGGAGCAGAUGGAGACGGAGACGGAGGAGCCGAGCAGAUGGAGACGGAGGUCAAGGAGGAGGAGGUGGAGGAGGUAGAGGAGGAGGAGGAGUUUACCGAGCCUCCCGAGGAUAACCUAAAACACCAUCGCCUUGUUUGGGAGCGGACGGACGUGUUCACCAUCAGCAACGCUCUGCAGCUCGACGCCGUGCGGCGAUGCCCCGACCACAGUCUCUUUGAUGUGCUGAUGAGCCUGUUCAAGCGCUCUGUGAAUGGACCAGGCAAUGAGGGCGCCGUGGAUUCCGCUCGGGCAGAGUUCAUGAAGCAGCUGCCGCCGGAGAUUCGCAAGGAGAUCGAGAUGGGGGUCCCAGACACGCUUGUGGGGCGCUCUGCGUGCCUUCAAAAGUUGGUCCGCUACAUUGCGCGGCAUCGCCUUGAGCUGGACAUCAAGAACUUGUUCUUCCAGCUCUUGAACCGACAGAAGCCGCUGCCGCCCAUCAUGGCCACCGCCCGCCGGCGCAGCGUGGCGAAGGAGCUGAUGAUUGCCCUGGGCUUUGGGGGUGGUUUCGCAAACUGGACGAGCAAGGUGCUGCAGGACAUACCCUUGGCUUCGGAUGAGGGGGAGCGCGGCGAGGUGGCUGCUUGGCUCUACGGCUUCGAGACGGCGGCGCGCCUCUCCCACGUGGCCGUUUUUGAGCUGCUGCCACAGAAGGCCAAGGACUGGCACAUGGAGCAGGGCCGCUCCACUGCCUCGGGGGCCUUUGCCCUGUACGCCCACCACGAGAGGGUGCAGAUGGAGAAGAUGGCGGCGGCAGCGGGCAGGGCCUUCAACGACCACCAGCACGACGGCAUCGGGGCCCUCCGCUCCGCGAGCGAGGCCGUGAAGCGAGCCGUGGAUGUCGAGGUGGUCGUGCACGAGCUGGAGGACCCGUGGGCAUACGCGGCGGCGAAGUACCCCAUCUUGGAUUGGAGACUCAAGUCGAAGAUGGAGUUCUCCGGGUACCACCAACUGCUCCAGCGCUGCAGGCAGCACGUCAUACUUGGACGGGCGAGGGCAAACACCGUGGUCUUUGCGAAGCUGGCGGCGGCGCAGCUGGUCCCGGUCGUACACGUUCCGGUGGAGGGGGGUGAGAAGAGGACCACCUACGAAAGCUUCGAGAAGGGAGGCUUCUGGCUGGUGCGACACCGGGACGACUUGGGCCAGACCGUGGAAGACCUGAUGUGCAAGAUGUGUUGCCCGGUCUUCGAGACAGUCGAUGAGAACUACGUGCCGCCGCCGCCCCUCAACGAUAAUGCCUUCUUCACCGGUCUGUCCUCGUCCGUUCUGGGGCGUCUGGCAGGCACGCAGAUGGCGGACCUCGACGGCGACGAGACACGGCACAAAAUCCUCUUUUGCGACGGCAUGCUCUACGAUUUCAAGGAGCGUGUCCUCCGAUCACCGAUCCCCGCCGACCGCAUGGGCUUCCACGCGGCGGCGACCUCAGAGAUGUGGCAGCCGAGCAAGGCGACCAAGCUCUUCGAGCACAUCCUGGCUUUCUUGAAGGAGCAUCUGGAGACGGGGGUGUGUCUGCUCGAGGCCAGCGAGAAUGGCAAACAGGUCAUCGAGUGCUUCGAGGAAUUGGAGCAGGGCGGGUGCGAGAUCCUCCGCCACAUGAAGGUGUACGGGGACUGGGGCUCCGUCCUUUACGAGCUGCGUCUCAUGACCAGGGCCAUCUCCGCGACGCCGCGGUUCUGCGAGAUGUACUACAUCUGGGGAAGCCAGGAUUCCGGGAAGGACACCAAGGUGAAGAUGUUGCACGCCUUCCUCGGUCACGGCAAGGACAACUACGGGGUGCAGUCCGGGACUCUAGGCAAGCGGCUGGCCUGGGCCAGUGAAGUCCCCGAGCACUACUCGUUGGCGGAUGACUUCAUCAAGCCCUUUUGUGACAUGGAAGUCUGCCAGACAACGGUCAGCUUCACCUUGAAGCCGUCCAUGGCCACCGAGGAGCGAGCCGUGGAUGGCCUCAAGACCCGGAUAAACCAAGGAGAGUUCAACAAGUACAUCUUCUUCCUUGCGGCAAAUCUCGUGGACUCGUUGGAGAUGGAGUACAACCCAGGCACCGAGAUCAAGCCGCAGCCACCGGAGAUGAAGAUGAGCGCCAUGGACCUGGUCCCAUGUGCAGACAAGGACGAGGAGGCCAACCCCGAGGCCUUCAUGGCGGAGAUGUGUGAGCUGGUGCCCUUGAAGGAAGCAAGCCUCCACACGGAGCUGACGAUGGCGCUGAAGACCUACCUCAGCCUGGACACCUUGGGCGCGGCAAAGAGCGUGAUCUCGAAGUUGGGGAUCAAAGGACAAUCCUAUGGCCCGCGGUACAUCUCCACCUUCAAGCAAAAUGAGCGCAUGGUGGGUGUGAAGCUCCGAUCGGCAAGUAGCUCUUAG
Effrenium voratum is the source of this 3000-nucleotide messenger RNA. The record is from the annotation of a GenBank genome assembly. NCBI's taxonomy places the organism in Eukaryota, Dinophyceae, Suessiales, Symbiodiniaceae.